AUGUCGCAACGCGGGAACGAGAUGGGCAUGGACUUCGAGUGGCAGAAUAGGACGGGCGCAAUGGACGAGCGAUCACCUUUCGCCCAAAUCAGCCAAAAUGCACAGCGCUUCGAUACUCCCAGCAGAAGACGGAAUAACAACGCCUUCAACUCGCCUUCCAAGAAUUUCGCCAGCUUUGCCAGCCUCCAACAAUCUUCAAACAAACCCCUCCCAAAAGCGCCUGCGCCUGCAGCCUUCAACUCUCUCUACAACACGCCGCGGAAACAGAGUACCGAUAUUGACGACUCGAGCGCUGGAGAGACUCCGAAGUCACCAGAGCGAGACCGAGAACGGAGCCCGACGAAAGAUCGACCGCAGCAGCUGAAACGAGAUUCUUCUUUCUGGGGCAGGUUCAAGAUGAAGAUGAGUCCUGGAAGAGGCGAGAUUGCGCGACCAGAGCACUCGGGUGCCAUCGAGAAGAGAGUCAAGAAGAAACGGGAGAAUCAGCUUCAGCGGCAGGCUUCGCGACGGAGACGGCAUAGUGUGUCGGACUCUGGAGAAGACAGCGAGAUGCACGCCAAGAGCCCCCGGAAGGUCAGUGGCAAGCACAAGGACGUUCAUGGGGAUGAGAGCAAGCCUCACUGGAUCUCCAAUCUCUUUACCUUCAUUGCACAGCAUCCGACUGUGCCACAUAUCCUCUCAUUCUACGCCCAACUCGCCUUUAACGUCUUUCUCCUAGCGGGAUGCGGCUACCUGGUCUACUCCUUCUGGUCAGCCGUACAAGGAGAUGUUGACAAGAAGAGUCACGAAGCGAUGGCCGAUAUCAUGGCAGAGAUGGCCGAGUGCGCUCGCCAAUACACAUCGAACAACUGCGAUCCGAGCAAACGAAUGCCAGCACUUGAAACAGUGUGUAGAGGCUGGCAGCGGUGCAUGGAGCAAGACCCCCACAAAGUUGGAAGAGCGAAAGUGUCAGCGCAUACUUUUGCUGAGAUCUUCAACAGCUUCGUGGAGCCCAUCAGCUGGAAAGCGAUGGCCUUUACAUUCUUGUUGGUCUUUGGAUGCUUUGCUACCACCAAUCUUGCAUUUGGAUUCUUCCGGGACAAGAGCUCGCAAGCUGGCCAACAAUAUGCGCCAAAUUACUACCAGCAUCCCCCGACACCACAACGCACGUUCAGCAAUGAGUAUCCUCAGCAAUUUGGCACGCCGUGGCAUAACGCGCCACCGUUGGAGCCAGGACCGAGCGGUUAUGCACAGAUUGAAGGGCGAGGGAGUCCUGUGAGGACUUUACAGUAUCAUUGA
Pseudocercospora fijiensis CIRAD86 is the source of this 1278-nucleotide messenger RNA. RefSeq lists its product as uncharacterized. Lineage: Eukaryota; Fungi; Ascomycota; Dothideomycetes; Mycosphaerellales; Mycosphaerellaceae. Gene Ontology annotation, cellular component: nuclear membrane; nuclear envelope. Gene Ontology annotation, biological process: lipid homeostasis; nuclear envelope organization. The record is from RefSeq and is a predicted model, not a curated record. The coding region runs from base 1 to 1278 and encodes 425 amino acids. The transcript is spliced from 3 exons.